AAGGCGGGAUACGCCGUGGUUACAUCAUGGGAUACCGUGGAGGCAAACGCCUUGCCUCCAAAUACCUCUGCACAGAAAGCUGAGCUUAUUGCGCUGACCCGAGCUCUCCAUUUGGCAAAAGGAAAGAUAGCCACUAUAUACACGGAUUCGAAGUACGCCUUUGGAGUCUUACAUGCCCACGGAGCUAUAUGGAAAGAGAAAGGACUCUUAACGGCAAGUAAAAGCCCAGUAAAGCAUGGAACAGAAAUCCUGAAAUUACUUGAAGCCGUGAUGGAACCACUAGAGGUAGCUGUGGUGCACUGUAAGGCCCAUCAAAAGGGAGAUGCUGACGUUAUUAAAGGAAAUCGACGAGCAGAUGCUGCGGCGAAAAAGGCAGCUAGAGGACCAGUUCAAGAGACUCAAAUGUUGGCAUUGAUGCCUCAGGUAGUGUUACCUGAGGAACCUCCCAAAUAUACUGAAAAAGAGAACCAACUAGCAGAGAAAUUGGGAAGCAAAGAACAACAAGAUGGAUGGUGGGUUUUGCCUGAGGGACAAGUCCUGAUGCCAAAACUGAUUCUUAGCAAAGUGCUCCAAGAGUACCACCAGAGCACCCAUAUGGGAGCUGACGCCAUGGCCCAAGGUCUCCAAAGAAUUGUAGUGGGGCCUAAGAUGAGAAAAACAGCAGAACAAAUAGUGCGUAGAUGCCCUGUCUGUUGUGCCAACAAUCCUAAGAUUUCCCCCAAACCUCCACCAGGAGCAGGAAGGCAAGGACUAUUAGCAGGAGAAUGUUGGCAGAUAGAUUUCUCUGAAGUUCCCAGAAAGGGACACUACAAAUACCUGUUAGUGCUCGUGAACACUCUGACUGGAUGGACUGAGGCCUUCCCGUGCCCAACCAACCAAGCAAAAGAAGUGGUCCGGGUGAAGCUAAAAGAAAUGAUUCCACGAUUCAGAAUCCCAGAGGGAUUAGCCUCGGAUCGAGGGCCACACUUUGUGUCGGAGGUGACCCAGGCAGUUUCCUGGGCUCUGGGGAUACAAUGGGACCUUCACACAGCAUGGAGACCACAGUCAAGUGGACAGGUGGAAUGAAUGAAUCAGACUCUAAAAAGACAGCUGGCUAAACUUUGCCAGGAAACUCAGUUGAAAUGGCCUGAAGCUCUGCCUCUUGCCUUGCUUAGAGUGCGCAUAGCCCCUAGAGCUAAAUUGGGAGUUAGUCCAUUUGAAUUAAUGUAUGGCAAGCCAUAUCCUAAGAAUCCAGUGGUGACGCAUGGGAGUCAAAUGCAUGUAAAAGGGGAAGAUUGAGUAAAAGAUUAUUUGUAUUCUUUGUCUGCUGUAUUGUCUUCUCUCCACAGGUAUGUCCAGGAACGACUUCCACUCCCUCUAGAUACACCAGUCCACAAGUUCCAGAUCGGAGACAAGGUACUGGUCCGGACAUGGAAAGACGAGCCGCUUCAGCCCAGGUGGAAGGGACCGUAUCCUGUGAUUCUUACUACUCACGCUGCAGUGAAGGUUCAGGGGGUAAAACCGUGGAUACACUACACUCGGGUGAAGGCUGCACCAGAAGUACCACCUGCAGGAGAAGUUGCUGAGAGUGUCGCACCGGAAGCCAACACAAACGGACACCGUUGGACAGCAGAGCCAGUAGAAGGACUUAAAUUUCUGUUUAAAUGUCAACCAUGUGGAAAGUAGUUCUUUGCAUAGGUGUAAUGUUUCUAGAGUCUAAGGGGUUGGUGCAUCAAAGGUUCGAGAAGAGUCAAAAUGUGUGGGUUCAUUUGGCAAAGGACGUAUUAAAUGUCACUCAUUUUUGUUUGGCAGGUGGAAUAUCAGUUGAUGAUAUUUUCACGUCAUGCCUUGUAGGGGUGCCCACUCCAUUGGAAGCACUCCAGAAUCAGACUUGGUUCACAUCUGGGGGAAUAGGAGGUCCAAUCAAUUACACUAACAACUCCAUGUGGGGAACCAUUACCACAGAAAAAACAAAAAUUUUCAAUUGCUCAGACAUGACUAAUGUAUCUUGCAACUACGUUCAUGUUAUAUUACCCCGGGGGUGGUUCCUCCUUUGUGGGAAGACUGCCUAUUCAUAUAUCCCAGCCAAUGCCACAGGAGGCCCUUGUGCUCUAGGCCGGUUGACUGUCUGGCUACCAGGUAUGCCUAAGAUCUCUAGUAAGCGUCAUUGGAGAGGUUUGAAGGUGCUAGAUGAAUCCUGUGAUAGUGACAUAAACCUCCUGAGUGAGGCCGAGGUAGUGUCCUUAGCAGUUUUCCUAGUAGGGGUGCCAGGCCUAGUAGUGGACGCUGAGAGGCAGCUUGGUAAGGUGGCCUGUGCCCUGGCAAAGGGCCUAAAUACAACUUCACAGGCCCUAGCUGCCCUCAAUAUUGAAAUGAAAGAACUAA
Molecule: messenger RNA, 2364 nt
Organism: Alligator mississippiensis (American alligator)
Lineage: Eukaryota; Metazoa; Chordata; Crocodylia; Alligatoridae
Exons: 2
Coding region: 271-1065 (264 amino acids)
Biological process (GO): DNA integration
Molecular function (GO): RNA-DNA hybrid ribonuclease activity; RNA stem-loop binding
Source: RefSeq, a predicted model, not a curated record